AUGCCGACAGAACUAGAAGAGCUCGUCGAAUUCCUCCACCACGGCAACACGCAGAUUCGCCAGGCCGCGGCCGAGCACCUCGUCGGAUACUCGCAGGCCCACGUGCCGCUCUUCAAGCGCAACCAGCUCGAGCCCGUCAAGGACCUCAAGCUGCUCGUCAAGGACUAUGCGCCCAUUGCCAAGGACGCGCUCACCAUCCUCAUCAACGUCUCGGCCGACGGGGACGUGCUGAAGGACGUCGCCAAGGACGACGCGUUCCUCGAGCUGCUGCUGUCACGGAUCACCAACAAGAAGGAGCCCAAUGCGAACGAGAUGGCCAUGCUGCUGGCCAACAUGGCCAAGGACGACGCCCUGCAGCGUGUGCUCGAGCUGCAGCGCGACGUGCCCAAGGAGCUCUCCACGUCCAAGUGGGCCAUGGACCAGCUCAUGGACUGCUUCGUCAAGGGCGCAGAGGGCGCGUACAACAAGAACGCCGACUUCGACUACCUCUCGUACUUCUUCGCCGACCUGGCCAAGUUCGCAAAGGGCCGCGAGUACCUCACCACCCCGCAAGAGCACGACGCCAACAUCAUCCCCCUGACCAAGAUCCACGUCUUCACCGACCACAAAUCCCACAUCCGCCGUCUGGGCGUCGCCUCGACCAUCAAAAACGCCUCCUUUCACCUCCCCGCCCACCCCGUCCUGCUCUCCAACCUCGCCGAAGACCCCGCCCUCCCGCCGCCCGGCAUCGGCGCAAACCUCCUCCCCUACAUCCUCCUCCCCCUCAUGGGGCCCGAGGAGUACGCCGACGAAGACACAGAGGGCAUGCUGGACGAGCUGCAGCUCCUCGAGCCAGACAAGGAGCGCGAGCGCGACCUUGAAAUCGUGAAGUCACACCUCGAGACCCUGCUGCUGCUGACCACGACGCCCGGCGGCCGCGCGGCUCUGCGCCGCGUAAAAGUCUACCCUAUUGUCCGCGAGUGCCAUUUGCAGAUCGAGGACGAUGGGGUGCGCGAGGCUUGUGAUCGCGUCGUGCAGAUUCUCAUGCGCAAGGAGGAGGGCGAGGACGAGGACGUGCCGGAUAUGGGUGCGGCCGGUGCGAGUGCGGGGAAGCUGGUCGAGUUGAAGAGCGAGGAAGAAGAUGAGGAGGAGCAGAUGGUUGACGUUCUGUAG
This is a messenger RNA of Ascochyta rabiei, 1152 nucleotides long. RefSeq names its product Protein hgh1. Bases 1 to 1152 code for a protein of 383 amino acids. The transcript has 5 exons. Lineage: Eukaryota; Fungi; Ascomycota; Dothideomycetes; Pleosporales; Didymellaceae. The record is from RefSeq and is a predicted model, not a curated record.